Molecule: messenger RNA, 2423 nt
Organism: Pseudoliparis swirei
Lineage: Eukaryota; Metazoa; Chordata; Actinopteri; Perciformes; Liparidae
Gene: ttc5
Product: tetratricopeptide repeat domain 5
Exons: 9
Coding region: 299-1633 (444 amino acids)
Molecular function (GO): protein binding
Source: RefSeq, a predicted model, not a curated record
UUUAUCUUAGCAACGAUAAUUUAGUAAAUUACAAAUACAUAUUUUGUCGGAUUCAUUUUGAGUACGUACCGACUACCGGUCUCAAACUUCCGGCGUCAGUCAAAUUAAAAGCCUAUUUCUUCUCCGGUGAAAAAAAUAAUGUAAUUGGCGCUAUUUCACUUAAUAAAUAUAUUAUGUCGUCAUAUUAUAAUUAGCGCGUCAUAUGUAAUACUCUUCUCGUAACUGGACAUUUCUCGACGUCUCGUCGGCUUUAGCUAGCGAUACGUUACGAGGCUGUUUCUGCUGAGCAAGCGCAAAGAUGGCGGAAGACGAGAAGAGUGGCGAGCCUGUGAAAGAGAACAGCGAGCUGCAAGUUAUGAAGGAGCUCGUGGAUGAACUGUAUAACUUCAGAGAUUGCUAUCUUGAGGCUCAUAGUGUGGAGGAAGCCGGGAGGAAACAAAGCGAUGUCGCGCAGGAGAUCAAAAAGACCCUGAAGAAGCUGAAGGAGAAAGAAAAUCAUUUUAAACACAAAGCAGAGUUUCUGCUGCAGAAGGGCAGGUGUCUGAAUGUAGCUCCGGACUUCAGUCCCGUUGCAGAAGAGUGCCUUUCCCGGGCUGUGAAGCUGGAGCCUGGUCUGGUUGAAGGUUGGAACACAUUGGGGGAGCAGUACUGGAAGAAAGGAGACCUGAUGGGUGCCAAGAACUGCUUCACCGGAGCCUUGCAACAGAGCAAAAACAAGGUGUCUCUACGCAACCUGUCCAUGGUGCUGAGGCAGUCUCCGGCGGCAGACAGCGACAAACAUACCAAGCAGGUGAUGGUCAGUGUGGACAUGGCCCGGCAGGCUGUCCAGCUGGACGUCACAGACGGGACGUCCUGGUACAUCCUGGGAAAUGCCUACGUGUCCCUGUUCUUCACCUGCGGACAGAAUCCCCAGUUGUCUCAACAAGCUCUUAGCGCCUACACCCAAUCUGAGAAAGUAGACAAAGCGGCUUCUUCUUACCCGGAGCUGCAUUUCAACCGCGCCACACUGUUCCAGUACGAGGAGAUGUUCGGGUCUGCGCUCGGCGGCUACAGCCGAGCCACGGCGCUCGACCCGGGCUGGGCGGAGCCUCCGGACAGAGAGAAGCAGCUGCUUGUGUAUCUGGAGAAAGUCACAGAGCUCAUACAGAACAAGGGGAAGGUGAAGGCGCGCAGGUUAAGGACGAUGCUCUCCAACCUCAGCACGUCGGCGUUGGGGCCCUGCUCCUCCCCUCAGUUUCGUUCCCAGACGGGCCGCGUUGGCAGCCUGGAGCCUCGAACACUUUCCGCCCUCACGCACGGUCACAACGCCGGGACGGCGGCCCUUGGCAAGGUGGUGUUCAGCCUGGCCUCCGAGGGGCGCAUGGCCUUUACAUUUGGCAUGGUCGACAGCGAGGAGUCGUGUAUCGUGGUGAUGGUGUACAACACAGCGGACAGCUGGGGCGUCCUCAUCGGAGACACUGUGGUCAUUCCUGAGCCUCAGGUCAAGCGGAACAGCAUAACUCAUAAAGACGAGUCGUUUGACUUCAGGAGCAUACGAGUGGACUCCCCUCUGCUGCUCAUCGUCAACGGCAAGAAACAAAAUGUCCUAAGUCAGAUCGCUGCCUCCGUCAGCUACAAGCCGCAGAGCGAAUGAGCCGAACGCAGAACCGGAAGUUCAGCGAGAGGACCGAUGUUUUCGUUCCGAGUUUGGAUAAGUGUAUGCCUGGUUUAUGUGUUGUUUUGUAAAUAGAUGGUUUACCCUGUUACUUUGUCUUUAGAGGGACAUUUUGUUCAUAUUUAAAAAUAUUUCUUUUUUUAUAUUCUGUUGUAUGCAGACACAGUUCUUUUUUUUUGUAAAUGAUUUAACCUGUGGUGAGGAUAAUUCUAUGUCAAAAAUGUGAUUUAAGUUUACCCUGAACAAAAAUCCUUUUUAUCUGAAACGCAUUGUUUGUGUGGUGUCUUUUAAAACGGACGUUUUUUAAACCAUUGGGACACGAGGUCCCCGCAAAUGUUGUUUUAAAGGGAAAUUGUUUUCUUUUUGUUCCAGUAGACGUUUUUUACUUUUCAUAUUGGAAAAAGUGUUCCUAAAACAAUUUUAAUAGGCUAAUAAUAUGAUUUAUACCGGUGUUGUUCCUACCGUGAAAUGUCUUCCGUGACCAGAGAUAUCGAUACGUUCUGGCUCACUACAUAAGUUUUAACAUUUGUACAAAAGAAACUUAUUUUUGCAGUCCGGGUUGGCCAUCUGCAGUCUGGACCUCAGUGGGUCUCUUCUACCUUCAAUCAACAACCAAACAUUUGCUCGGGUUGAACCCAAAUUGUCUAAAUAGUUGACCCAUUGUGUAUAACACCUACUGCUAUUAAUUCAGUAGCAUGUGCUGCAUCAGUCAAUUGAAUGUAUGAUUGUUUUUUACUAAAAAAGUAAAUAAAUGAUAUGGUAAAUUAGA